Molecule: messenger RNA, 4132 nt
Organism: Misgurnus anguillicaudatus (oriental weatherfish)
Lineage: Eukaryota; Metazoa; Chordata; Actinopteri; Cypriniformes; Cobitidae
Source: RefSeq, a predicted model, not a curated record
AAACUAGUAAGAAGAAAACUCCUUCUCCACGGGCUUCUCUGCUGGACUCGCCGGGUUCACUGCGUUCGGCACAGAUGGAAUAAAGCGAGCUGACGGGUUUGAAGGCGCUUGGAUAUGGCACAUACCGUGAAAGCUCCACUCAGGAGGUCUUUUAGCGAGCAUGUGAAGGAUUCCACUAACAAAGCCUGGGAUAUAUUUUGGAAGAGCGCACGUGAAAAACGGCUGUCAGAGAUUGAAGCAAAAGAGGCUUGUGAUUGGCUUCAUGCAGCUGGCUUCCCUCAGUAUGCACAGUUAUUCACCGGUAAAUAUUUAUUUUUGACGUUCCUCAUUGCGGUCUACAAGAAAACGAUCGCAACUUUAAUCGUGCAUCCUAAUAAGCUGCAAAUAUUGUUAUGUUGCAAUUCAAUUUACUUUGUUUGCUUUCCAGAUUGCUGUUUCCCCAUUGACAUAGACUGGGUAAAGAGCGAUCAUGAAUUUCUGGAUAAGGAUGCCAUCGAGUCUCUCUGCAGGAGAUUAAACACGUUAAACAAAUGUGUGGAGAUGAAGCUCGAGUUGAGCCGGUCUAAAAGAAGAGGAGAUGACGAAGAGGAAGAAGACCCUUAUGCCAUCAGUCCAAAAUGGUCAUUCGACAGGAAGAGUAGGCGCUGGAUCCGUGUGGAUGAUGGUGGACUUAGCAGUCCCAUCCCUUGCUUCAGGAGAACAGGAAGCUGUGAGGCGUCUCUUUCUGACAGUGGCGGCGAUUGCUCAUCUCACAGCUCUAGCAAUGCAGACAGCGAUGAGGGAUGCACUCCCAACAAAACCGCAGAGGACCCUGAGACGAGCCGUAGCUCAUCCAGAUGCUCCUCGAACUACAAGUCACAGUCUCUCAACACUUCAUCCAGCAGGCCUCCAUCCCCUGGUGAACAUAACACUUUAAGCGGAGAAGAGUUUUUCCCAGAAAAGCCCCCGUCGAAGAAAGGGAAAAGUCUUCUCCGUAAAAUGGAGAAGCUGCGAUUAAGAGGGAAUAACCAACAGUCACCUGCUCAAAGUGGGAAAGCCAGACUUGUCAUAAGCGAGCCAAUAUUGCAGGAAGGCCUUUGUGAGGAAAGGCUGAAGCAUCUUCAGUGUCUCGACAUACCGAGAAGUCCUGCAUCCUGCACACCACCUUCUGGUUCGAGCAGCAGUCCUUCCGAGUCCAGCAGUGCCGUCAGCACACCGAGUCCCGUCGCCAGGGUCCGCAGCAACUGCAAACGUCCUGGCUUGCCCACACAAGAGGUCGGGCAGGAACAAAUCAACGUCAACCCCGUCUUCAAAAUUCCACAAGGACACAAGCCUGGGACGUUCCCUACAGUGCUCACUCACAACAGCGCCUUCUCGCCCCUAGAUGACACUUCCGUCAACUGGAGGACUGGAAGUUUUCAUGGUUACCGAGGUAGACUCUGUAAAAGCAGCAGCUCCAAAGACCAGGAACAAGCUUGCAGCCCUUUGGCUACUUACGAUCACCGCGCCAGUAUUUAUGAUAACGUCCCAGAUGAUAUGCAGAUCACGGACGAUGACGUGUUUUCAGCAUUGGACAGUGUGAUGGAACGGAUAUGUGGACUGCAGCAGUUAGUUACCUCGUGGACGGACAAGCUGUCAGAGGAUGGGGAUUCAGAUUUCUCCCACUCUGGUUCUCCCUCGCCCUCUUCUCUGACUGACAUCCACCUUGAGAUCAAAGAUCCAGAAGAGACAGACGAAGUUGCCCCAGAGAAGACUUACAACAAGAGCCCAGAAGCGUUUGCACACACCUCCGAACCUACAGAGCAUACAGAUCGAGUUCAAAGGCCCCACUGGUCCAGUGCACAGAUGCUUUCAUUGAAUAACUCCGGCACAGGCAUCGAGGCCAAAUUAGCACCACAUGUCUCCAUGCUACAAAGAUUGAGCCUUCUCAGGCUCACGGCUCUGAUGGACAAGCACUCACCCUUCAGCAAACAAGGCUGGAACUGGACGGUACCGAAGGUCUACCGUAAAGUGAAACCUUUAGAGCACAAGAGCCGAAAAGUCUUUGGAGUCCCACUGCUUCAGAGCGUCCAGCAAUCUGGAAACCCUCUGCCGCCGAGCAUCUUAAGAGCUAUGGAGUUCCUAAAAACUGAGUGUUUGGAUCAGGUCGGGCUUUUCCGAAAGUCUGGGGUCAAAUCCCGCAUUCAGAAUUUAAGGGAAAUGGUGGAGGCUGAUCCCGACGGCGUGUCCUUUGAAAAUCAGUCUGCCUUUGAUGUGGCCGACAUGGUGAAGCAAUAUUUCAGAGACCUCCCUGAACCAAUUUUCUCCAGCAAACUGUGUGAAACCUUUCUGCACAUCUACCAAUACUUCCCCAAAGAUCAACAGUUUGCAGGAGUCCAAGCAGCCAUCUACCUCCUGCCUGAUGAGAACAGGGAAGCCCUUCAAAGUCUCCUCCUCUUUCUCCAAGAAGUAGUGGCGUGUGUGGAGGAGAACCAGAUGACCCCGACCAACAUCGCCGUGUGCAUGGCGCCCUCCCUCUUCCACCUCAAUUCUUUCAAAAGAGACAGAACCAGCAUGAGGUCCAGACAGCGGAAAUACAGCUUGGGAAGACCGGACCAGAGGGAUCUGAGUGAGAACCUGGCAGCGACACAGGGACUGUCACAUAUGCUCACCGAAUGUUCUCGCCUUUUCCAGAUACCAAAAUACUGGGAAUCCCAGAGAGCUGGCAGCUUUACUGAAGACUCACUGCAAAGCGAUGCAAGUAUAAGCCGUUUUUCUCGCUGUGGAGAAGAUGAAAUUACAGAGCGUGCCAGGCUGUCCCUGCUCACACAAAAACUCCUACGGGAGGCGAGAGAGAAAUCUAAAGGCUGGGUAUCCUGCUUGAGCUCUGAUCAUGUGGACGUGGCAGCCAAAAAGGUGGAUGAUGGUUACCCUCUACGACUGUGGAGAGCAACAACAGAAGUUGAUGCUCCUCAGCAGGACGUCUUUCACCGUGUGUUACGAGAACACAGCCAAUGGCAGAAAGAUCUUCUGCACAGCGAGGUGGUGGAGAAUCUGGAUGAGGAUGCUGAAGUGUAUCACUACAUACUUAACGCCGCAGGAUCCAGGCCACCCCUGCAACAUGUGCUUCUGAGGACUUGGCAGUCUGAUUCUUCGGCGGGGUCCCUGUUCGUGUCCUCCGCAUCUGUCGAACACGCCGCCGUGGCCAGCCGAGGAGCUCAGGCUAAAGUUCUCUGCUGUUGUUUCCUAAUCGAGCCGCUGGGGUCAAAAAAGUCACGAAUCACGCACCUCUGCCGAACAGACACGAGAGGCCGAUCUCCAGAAUGGGACCAUAAAGUAGGAGGACACCUGGUUUCAUCUGCGUUGAUGGCCAUAAGGGACUCCUUUAGAAGCAAAACAAAAGACUCAAAGGCACAGUAAGGGCUGCAAAGAGUCAUUUGUUAAGCCCCGGACAGCUUUAGAAUCCCAGAGCUAUCCGUCAGCUCAAAAAACGAGAAAAUAUACAGAAUAAACGAAGUGACUUUCACAGAGGGAGCUCCAAAGCUCCAAGAUGAUGAAGUGAAAUCUUCGACAUCGCUCCGGAAUCCCGGCAGCCUCGGAGAGUUACGAGAGCGCUUUAAUGCGAAGACCAUUCAGCCUGCAGACAAGGAACAACAACAGUGUGAUGAGGUCCUCCACGAGAGCCGGUGCGUUUGGCAUUAUCAAGACUGACAAGAGAGAGUGUCAGAGUAAUGAAAUGUCUCAUCCGAUUUAAAGGACUAUUCCACGGGCUAAUGCGUUGCAGAGGUCGCAUUCGACACUCUCGACUCUCGCUGUUUUUAAGCAUUAAAGGAAGGACUUGGUGACAUGAUUUGGAAAUCUAACACUCUGUAUACAACAGUGACAUAGAGGUCAAGUCUUCAAACAUGCCUGUUACUGUAUCAUUUUAAGCGCGCAUCUUCGAGGCAACAUUCUUGCAUACUGUAGUGACUGUGACAUUGAUUCAGGCAGGCGUGUUUUUUCGUCUGGAAGCUGCCACGUUUGGUUUUAUUUAUUCAGAAAGACGGUCAGAUCAAGCCAACACCUCCAUCCGAGGUGGCACAUUACAACGCUUUACCCUGCCGGACUCAAAUGCUACCACUGUCAUGUCUAAUUAUUUUGCAUUUUAUGUGAAAAAAAGCUACAUUUUAUUUGA